Molecule: messenger RNA, 1288 nt
Organism: Salvia splendens (bonfire salvia)
Lineage: Eukaryota; Viridiplantae; Streptophyta; Magnoliopsida; Lamiales; Lamiaceae
Product: protein FLX-like 2
Exons: 3
Source: RefSeq, a predicted model, not a curated record
AAAGCAGACAAAGUAAGAGAACAUAUGAGAAGCACACAGAAUGAAGGUGAUAUUCAAAUUCGCAUUUUGUUGGACAAGAUUGCAAAAACGGAUGCUGAUACCGGAGUUUGGGAUACUAUAAAGAAAGAACUUCAAGUAUAUAAUGCUGAAGCUCGGAGAUUGAUGUCAGCUAAGCUAGAGUUGUCUGUUAAACUUGAGCAGGCCACUAAGGAAUUGGAUCUCACAUAUGAAAAUAUUGAAAAAAAUCCGGCUAUGAGUUCGGAACUUGCUAGCCUGAGGCGAGAAUAUCAAAGAUUACGCAAGACUUUUGAGUAUGAAAAAUGCACAAACGUGGAGAAAGUGGAACAAAUGAAGAUUUUGGAGAGAGACCUGAUUGGGAUAGCGGAAGAAGUGGAUAUUUUGCGUGCUGCGGUGUUGAAUGCUGAGACGAGGGCUAGCGGUGCGGUCUCAUAUAGCCGUUCGUAUAUGAACUUGAAUGGUAGAUAUCCACUUCCCUAUUAUGGUAAUGGUGGUUACUCAGACAGUUUCGGUAUAGCUCAUCCUUGUAUAGUUAAUGGAGCUCUACCAGAGGUGAUCAAUCCAUAUGACAGUGUCGGUAUAGCUCAUCCUCAUAUGGUUAAUAGAGGUCCAGCGGAGAUGAUGAAUCCAUAUCACAAUGUUGGAUUUCCAGUCGGCCCUGUUGGCGCUGCUUGGGGAGGGUUUUAUACUUUCUCACCAGCAGUUGGCGCUCCACCUUUCAGUUCUCCUCCGGUGAGUAAUAUUGUUUUUGAAGAGGUUAGUGAUCUGUCUAAUGCUUAGACGUAGAUAUCAUCAACUGCAAUAGGAUCUUGAACAAAUGUCAGUAACUUUAUGGCGUUUUUGAUCAAUGAAAUUGGAUCGAAUGUAUUUUCUGUCGUCGAAGGGCUGGGCAGAUCGACAAGGACUCCCGUGAGUGCCACGAUUCACUCUUUGCCGGCAUAAUCAGAACUUAUGCUAAAGCUGGUUUGUUUGAUGAAACUUAUUCUCUGUUGGAGACAAUGGUAGAGGAAUAUGCAUUUAUCACUUUUUGUUUGUUGUGGAGAAUUGGGCAUGGUUGGGAAAUGUAGGCACAUGAAAUUGGUCGUGGAUGCCCUUUGUUCAGAGCUUGCACUACAUGUUUUCCCCAUGAAAUGGACCAUCAUUUGUGCUAUAUAGGAUCGUGGUUUGUGCCAUGACCAAGAUUAACCUAGGCUAGUCAUUUCUUGUAAUCUUUCGCAUAUUUCAUUCGUUAAAUUGCCGCUUCGACUUCGUUUAUAUAAUUACCCUACAA